Messenger RNA from Rotaria sordida, 1050 nucleotides. The record is from the annotation of a GenBank genome assembly. Lineage: Eukaryota; Metazoa; Rotifera; Eurotatoria; Philodinida; Philodinidae.
AUGACAAGUUCCUAUAGUAUUUUAAAUGAGAAAGAUCUUGGUAAUCCAUAUGAAUUACGCAUAUCUGUUUAUACUCGAUUUUGGCUUUAUCUUAUUCCGAAUAUUUGCUCAGUAUUCUGUUCAUUUUUUGUUUUAUAUCAUUUUUUAUUUGAUCGAACACUUCGUCAAGCUCUAAAUAAUCAUAUAAUUAUUGUUCUUCUUUUUAUUGGUUUAAUAUAUGAAAUAACAAGUGUUCCAUUAAUGCUUUAUUGGUAUCAAGUUGGUACAGCUUGGAAAUUUACUCUUACCUUUGCUCAUUUUUGGACGUUUGUUGAUUAUUCAUGUUAUUCAACACAACUUGUUGGUUUUGCUUAUGCUUCAAUUGAACGACAUAUUCUUAUUUUUCAUAGUAAUUGGGUAUCAACAAAAAAGAGACGUUUUUGGGUUCAUUAUUUUCCUUUAACAUCAGUUUUGAUCUAUAAGAUUGUAUAUUAUGUGUGGAUUAUUCUAUUUCCAUUUUGUGAAGAGGUUAUUCGUCAAUCACCAUUCAAUGGUGUUCCUAUGUCUUGUGUAUUAGGAGUUCCAUUUUUUUAUAAAUAUAAUACAAUUAGUCAUCAAUUUGUUCCAGUAGGACUUAUAAUUAUAUUGAAUAUUGCUCUUUUUUUACGUGUUAUAUGGCAAAAAUCUCGUAUGAAUCGAUCAAUUGAAUGGAGAAAACAACGAAAAAUGACAAUUCAAUUAUUAUCAGCAUCAACUCUCUAUUUUAUAUUUAUGGGUCCAAGAACAUUAUUUCAAUUCUGUAGAUUUCUUGGAUUAGAAACAAAUGAUAUAUUGGUAUUAUAUUAUCAUAGUGCUUUUUUUGCAAAUUAUAUUAUGUUUCUUUUUCCAUUUGUUUGUUGUGGAUCAAUACCUGAAGUUGGAAAAAAAAUUAAGAAAAUUUUUUUCUGUCGAAAACAGCGACAAAUUAUUGCUCAUUUACCUUUAAAUACCAAUGCUCUAACACAAAAACGAACAAAUCAAAUAGUUCCAACUAGAGCUGUAAGCCGUGCGGCUGAGCCGCCGUCGCCGUGA